AUGUCCACAUUAUCAUAUCGCCGAGGGACGUACGUAAUUCACCAACCAUACAAGCCCGGCCGGCCAGGAUGGCCCGCCGUGGUAAUUGGAUACCAGGACAUUCCCAGCACUAUCCGAAACUAUAGAAGCGAGAUGCUCGAGGUUCCAAUCUUGUUACUGCACAAGAACGACAUACGGUGGGUAAAUGAUGACGAACUGUCGCCAUUUCGCUCUCAGACCUGGACCGAUGAGGACGCUUGCAAAUACCCCGGACUACGCGAAGCAUUUCUGACUAUGAUAAAUGGGGUCGCCGAUGGGCUUGAAAUGGUGUUCUGGAGGAUCCUCAUCGAGAAUCGCUACGACGAGGAAUUGCCUCCAGACACUGACACUGCUCACGCGGAUCAUCGUACCGAUCAGAGGCUCAUAGAGGCCCCACCAGUCCAGGAUCUCAAGGGCAAAGGAAGGACUGUCAUUGGAGACUCGGCGACUCCCUCUUCAAUAUGGACGAUGUCGGUACGGGAUGGUGGAAAAGAUCUCGUACCUCUCAAACGCUCCUACGACCGGAGCUUCUCGUCGGAUAACUGCCUGUACCCUUCCAGUACAAGUAGAGGAGAAUCCUCGAAGAGAAGGGGGGGAUUUCCAAGUGGCAAUGAGAAGGAUGACAUUAAUGCCUCACAUAGUUUACAACUGAGGACCGGCACAGCCGAUUCUGCUAGCACUUCAUACAACGAGGUUAGAGCUGGGUACACAGUCAGGUCAGAGCAGUUCAACGAGAUGGACGAUGAUCCGGAGUUCGUUAAAUUCCCAGUUGGCCCGAACCGAAAGCCGUUCUACAUCCCACUCCACGUGGUUCGUGACAAUGGCUUCUGUAGCGCGAUCCAGGGAGAUAGCAUCGUAAGGAAGAACGGAAAAGGCUGGAUAUACGACCGACCAUCUCUAUGCAGGGUCCAGCCCGACGAAUUCGAAUUCGUUGCCGAUUUCAUGUACAACAAGGAAUUCGGGCUCCGCCAAAUCGGCAGUGAGGAGGAAAAGGCGAGAUGUUUCGCCGAGUGUGCUGGAGCGUGGACUGCAGGUGAGGAGAUCGGAAUCGAGGAAUUGCUCGACCACAUCGUGGCAAAGUUGCCUCAGACCGCCCCCUGGAGCGACGUGGGCUUGGAGAUUGUGCUGUUCUUCGCUGCAAGGGUUUGGGAAACCUCCGGAGAGCCCUCUCGAGCGCACAGGGACAUGAAGGCAAUGCUGAGUACGUUCAUCGCUGACCACUUUUUUGAGUAUGUCUGUGCACACUUCGGAGACUUCAAGAAGCAGUUGGAUGAAACGCCCGAGCUCGCCGCGGAUAUCUAUACGAUCAUGGGCGAUCGAGCAAGAGCAAAAGUGGGACUGCAAGAGGAAUGA
Molecule: messenger RNA, 1371 nt
Organism: Aaosphaeria arxii CBS 175.79
Lineage: Eukaryota; Fungi; Ascomycota; Dothideomycetes; Pleosporales
Exons: 3
Coding region: 1-1371 (456 amino acids)
Source: RefSeq, a predicted model, not a curated record